UUUGACAGUAUGCUAAACAAAAUUCAUCAAUUGCAAAAGUUAUAUUGUAAAUAAAAAUUCCUGCUUUAGCAAUACAUGUUGUAUUUUGUCUUAGUAAAAACACAAGUGGGAGUAUAAAAUUAGAUAGUUACAUGUGAGAUUUCAAACUUGGAUAUACAAAACCCACCUUGGAUACACGUUUAAUUUUUUUUGACGAUUCCAUCAUGGAAAUGAAAAAUGUUAUUGCGCGUGAAGGACGAGAGGCAAAAAAUCUUAUUCUUUACCAUUUAUCCAGCGACGAUGAAAGAACAAACGCGAAAAAGCCUCCAACACAUAUUCGACCCACGAUCUUAAAUCGAAAAUUGAUCUUGUCAGAAACUAAGUCCCCAGAUAAAUCGAAUAGGCGCGUUGUGCACCGAAGUGCAUCAACUGGACGUGAUAAGAGAUCGGAACUGCAGGCAAGAUAUUGGGCCCUUUUAUUGGGCAAUUUGCAACGCGCUGUCAACGAUAUUUAUGAAACAGUUGAAUGCUACGAAAAUUUGGCAUCGAUUCAAGAGAUUAUUUUGGUACUAGAAAAUUAUAUACGUGAUUUCAAGGCUUUAGCCGGUUGGGUUCGG
Messenger RNA from Contarinia nasturtii (swede midge), 596 nucleotides. Its product is annotated as S phase cyclin A-associated protein in the endoplasmic reticulum-like. NCBI's taxonomy places the organism in Eukaryota, Metazoa, Arthropoda, Insecta, Diptera, Cecidomyiidae. The annotation marks the transcript as partial. The transcript has 3 exons. The record is from RefSeq and is a predicted model, not a curated record.